AUGGCUCACCGUCUCGUCACUCAAGUCAUCGUCACCGGAGCCCGGGUUUUCGGCCGCGCCUUCGCCGAAGCCUACAAACAAGCCCAGGCCUCCGGCAAAUACGCCGCGCAGAAGAAGAAUGGUGGGAGUGCGUUUUCCUCGUCGGGUCUGAGCCUUGAUGAGGCUUGCAAAAUCUUGAAUGUCAAGCCUCCGGGGGCCGGUGAGACCAGCCUCGAACAUGUGAUGGAGCGCUUCAAGAAGCUCUUUGACAUCAACGACCCGAAACAAGGUGGCAGCUUCUACCUCCAGAGCAAGAUUCUUCGGGCUCGAGAACGGAUAGAAAUGGAAGUCCGUGAGGCAGAGCGCAAGGCCGCGAUGGAGAAGGAGCUCCGCGAAGGGUGGAAUCCCAAGGUCUACAAGGACCGGUGA
Messenger RNA from Penicillium oxalicum, 408 nucleotides. RefSeq names its product import motor complex subunit PAM16. Bases 1 to 408 code for a protein of 135 amino acids. Gene Ontology annotation, biological process: protein import into mitochondrial matrix. Gene Ontology annotation, cellular component: TIM23 mitochondrial import inner membrane translocase complex. The transcript is spliced from 2 exons. The record is from RefSeq and is a predicted model, not a curated record. Lineage: Eukaryota; Fungi; Ascomycota; Eurotiomycetes; Eurotiales; Aspergillaceae.